CUCCUUGCGCCAUCCUUACCGUCCGGCCACACUUUCAACUGCAGCGCCGCGUGCGCUGGCUCAUACAUCAAUUCAUCUAGAACGGCUCCUUGCCUUUGCGAGAGCUCGCGAUGUCUGAUACUGCGGAGAAACAGCUCGUCGUAUUUGAUUUCGACUGGUCUCUGGCAGACCAGGAUUCAGACCGCUGGGUCUUUGAGGUACUGGCCCCGGAGCUUCGGAGGAAGAUGAAGACUUUGAAGCAGGAAGUACAGUGGACCGAUCUCAUGGCGUCCUCUUUGCGAGAACUGCAUGCCAAGGGCGUAGCCAAAGAGGAAAUAGAAGAUGUAUUACGGAAGAUGCCUUUCCACCCGGCAAUGGCGCGUGGAGUCACCGAUCUCAAGACUAGGUCCACUCCGAAGACCACAUUCCUUUGUCUGUCCAAUGCCAACAUUGUAUUCAUCUCCACCAUUCUCAAGGCUCAAGGCUUGGAUACCCUCUUCGAAGAGGUCGUGACAAACCCCGCUGAAUGGGAUCCCUCAGGGCUGCUCAAGCUGCGGAGGAGGGUAGAUCCUGAAGGUCCUCAGCAUCAAUGCAAAGUAGGCUGCAGCCCGAAUAUGUGCAAAGGCGAUGAGUUGGACGCCUUCUUGGAUAGACAUAGAACUCAGUUCGACCGCAUCAUCUACGUUGGGGACGGGACCAAUGACUUCUGUGCGGUUUUACGUCUUAGAAGCCAGGACAUGGUGCUUUGCAGGCGGCACCGUGGUCUGGAGAAGCUUAUCACUGGUUACGAGGAAGAGAGCCGUCUCAAGUGUCAAGUCCGAUAUUGGGCCGGUGCUUGGGAAGUCGAGGAGAUUUUCAAGCAGCUCUGA
This is a messenger RNA of Laetiporus sulphureus 93-53, 848 nucleotides long. RefSeq lists its product as uncharacterized. Gene Ontology annotation, molecular function: phosphatase activity. NCBI's taxonomy places the organism in Eukaryota, Fungi, Basidiomycota, Agaricomycetes, Polyporales, Laetiporaceae. The transcript has 7 exons. The record is from RefSeq and is a predicted model, not a curated record. Bases 111 to 848 code for a protein of 245 amino acids.